AUGAUAUCCAAUUCAUGGUCAUUUGCACAAACCUUUAACUUGACUCCCAUAAUAAACCAAUUUGACUCUCUUAAAAUACAAGCGAGACGCUUAUCUUUCAAUAUAAGCUCUAAAGACAAUUUCUAUAUUGAAUAUACGAAUUCGCUCGUAUCCCUACAUACUCUAGAAAAACGCAUAGAAAAUCUAAUCAAACAAAUUGUUCCAACAGUAGGAAAUUCAAAUAGAAUUAAGAGAGGAUUAUUUAAUCCUUUGGGCUCAUUUAUAAAAGUCAUUACUGGAAAUCUAGACCAAAACGCCGAGAAAAUCGACGAGAAAAUUAAACUAUUACAAGAAAAUCAGAAUAAGCUUAAAUCGGACGCAAUCAAUCAAUAUUCUUAUGAUAAAUUGGAAGUAGCUAUAAGUUUUUCCAAACUUAACACCCUACAUAACUCGAUAGUGAACCCAAACGAACUUUUAUCUGAAAUUAAAAAUGUCGAAUCACAUUUGAACCCGGAUAGGUUACCAAUUUCUCCAGAUAUAAAAGAUUUUAAUGUCAUAUUUAUAUUGGAACUCCCACUUGUAGAAGCGGAUGUGUAUCAAUACUUCAAUCUACAUCCAUUACCUAUCCCAACAAACCAUAACCAAACCUUUUUCGUCAACAUCCCACAUAAGCCAUACCUAGCACUUAGUGACGUCAAAUACUCCUAUAUGGACCAACGUUGUGAAGAAAUCUCGCCUGAUGAAUACCUAUGUCAAGAAGCCCGUACUACCUUUAUCGAAAACUACCUUCCAUGCGAAGUACAGCUGAUUGAAUACAGUACAAACAUCACAUCUUGUCAUCCUCUCGAGGUUCAAUUGCACGCACAGCAAAUAACCAAAAUUAUUGAUGGAAAAUGGCUCGUUACAGUUCCUAUUCCACUCAAAAGUUCAACGAACUGUCAAAACCUAAAGGAAACUGUACCCAUCUUCGGAUCCUACCUACUAGAAGUGCUCGUUGAUUGUAAAGCCAAAAUACAAUCAACCACCCUCGAGAGCUUCAAGCCAAGUCGACUCUCUUUUAAAGAAGUCAAUUUACCGAUAUUGGACCUAUCAUUGAUUAACCAUAACCAAUCAAUGCCCUACGACCUAUCUUCAUUGGAUUUGAACAUCAUUAACGUCAAGACAUCCAAAGACAUAAAAGAAAAACUUCAUGAACAAAAGAAGAAACUUGAAGAAAUUACGUGUUUUCAACUUACACGGGAGGAGUUACAUUCUCAUAAACUUAGAGUUCAGCAUUUUGUUACUUUGUUUUCAGAACUAGACCGACCGUUGCAUUUCUUGGGAACCGCUUUGUCAGCAAAGCUUAUAAUUAUAAAUAUUAAUUUUACUUAGGUUUAAG
Messenger RNA from Ceutorhynchus assimilis (cabbage seed weevil), 1357 nucleotides. NCBI's taxonomy places the organism in Eukaryota, Metazoa, Arthropoda, Insecta, Coleoptera, Curculionidae. The record is from the annotation of a GenBank genome assembly.